This is a messenger RNA of Rotaria sp. Silwood2, 1437 nucleotides long. NCBI's taxonomy places the organism in Eukaryota, Metazoa, Rotifera, Eurotatoria, Philodinida, Philodinidae. The record is from the annotation of a GenBank genome assembly.
AUGCCUCGCGGUUCUCUUGAGGCCAAAUAUGAGAUGUUGAGCGAAUGCCGAGCUUACUAUCGAAAUGAUGUUGUUCAAUUAGUUCAAAUUGAUGAAUUUGAACGUAAAUAUCAAUCUAAAGAUGCUAUUCGUUGGUAUACAAAACCUGGAUUCUUAUUUUAUCUUGUUAAUAAAGCUUUACGCAGUCAAGAUAUUUGGGCUCUAUAUAAAUUUCGUUAUUUCAUUGUUGAUUUAUGCUGUCGUUUGGAAGAAGUUUCCUAUUCACAGUCUUUUUCAUCGGUUCGUCUUUAUCGCGGAGCAAAACUUAAUCGAGAAGAACUCGAACAACUGCAAGUUAGUUCUCUUAUAUCAAAUAACGGAUUUUUUUCAUGUUCAUUUGAUCGUGAUGUAGCAGAAAUGUUUAUUGGUAUUGAUCUCAUGACUGAUAGAUCAACAUCUAUGAAUACAGUUGUAGCAAAUGUCAGUCAUGAAAGUGAAUUAUCAGAUGGAAACGAAAUGAUUUUUAACUUUGGAUCAGCAUUCAUUGUCAAUGAAAUUAGUUUCGAUAACGAUAAAUGCAUAUGGUUGAUUCAAAUGAGUUCAUCUUUGGGCAAUAUUCGAAUGAUUGAUGAAUACGAGAAAUAUAUUCUUAAACGUCUCGAAUACACCAAUCCGACUAUGUUGUUCGGUCAUGCUUUAGCUAAUAUCAGCAGUGAUUAUGCUCAAUCAAUGAUUCAUUUCUAUCGUUUACUAAGAAUAUUACCCAUCGAUGAUGUAGAACUACCUAAUAUAUAUUAUAAUUUAGGACGUAUUUAUCAAUUUAUUGAGAAAUUUGAGAAAUCUCUUGAAUGUUUUCGAUGCGCUCGAUUAUUCAUUCGUCGUCUGUUACCGGAGAGAAUGUUUGAUUAUUGUCGUAUUCUAGGCGGAAUGGGUACAGUGUACUCAUACUUGGAAGAUUCAGAACGAGCAUUGGAAUUACUCAGACAAACCUUAGUACUUCAUAAGAAGUCAUUUCCAGAAAAUCAUACGGAAAUUCCGUUCCAUUUGAAUUGUCUGGGUUAUGCUUAUUUCCAAGCCAAACAAUAUAACCAAGCACUUUCAAUUCUCAAUAGUGCUGAGAAUUUUUUCCAGUCAAAAAUGCCUACAGAUCAUCAAGGAUAUGCACAAACUUUGCAUUCAAUGGAUGUAGUUUAUCGUGCUCUUGGUAAUGAUAAAAAAGCAUUCAUUUGCUUUCAAGAAGCACUACGUAAACGGCAUUCAUUACUUGCUAAAGAUCAUCCUUAUCUUGCAUCUACUUAUUAUCAACUUAGUCUCAUAUAUAAAGAUCACGCUGAAUAUGAAAUUGCAUUUGAUUAUGUUAAAAAAUCUCUAAAUAUUCAAUUGAUCAAAUUGCCACAGUCUCAUUCCGAACUAAAACUAUCAAAAGAACUUCUUCGACGUCUUCAGCAAUACCAGUAA